AUGUCGGUGCUGAUCAAGCGCAACACGGCGAUCCCGGUCAAGAAGACGCGCGUGUACACGACCGAAGCCGACUACCAAACCCAAGUGAACGUGGUCAUCUACGAAGGCGAGCGCGCGUGCGUGGACCACAACAACAAGCUGGGCGAGUUCACGAUCUCGGGCAUUGAACGCGCCAAGCGCGGCGAGCCCCAAGUGGAAGUGACGUUCGAGAUCGACGCCAACGGCAUCUUGAACGUGAGCGCCAAGGACAAGAAGACCCACGCCAAGGCCGAGACCACGAUCAGCAGCAACGGCGGCCGCUUGAGCCAGGAAGACAUUGACCGCAUGGUGGCGGACGCGGAAAAGUACAAGAAGGACGACGCCGAAGUGCUGCGCAAGAUUGAAGCGCGCAACAACUUGGAAGGGUUCAUCUACCGCGCCUUGGAAAUCGCCCGCGAAAAGGGCGACAGCCAGGCCGAAAACACCAUCCGCGAAGCCCGCGAAUGGUUGGAAGACCACGAAGAAGCCACGCUUCGCGAGUUGGAGGACAAGAAGCGAUUGUUGGAACGAUUGAUCAAGUACUAA
This is a messenger RNA of Aphanomyces astaci, 564 nucleotides long. RefSeq lists its product as hypothetical. Lineage: Eukaryota; Oomycota; Saprolegniomycetes; Saprolegniales; Verrucalvaceae. The transcript has a single exon. The coding region runs from base 1 to 564 and encodes 187 amino acids. The record is from RefSeq and is a predicted model, not a curated record. Gene Ontology annotation, biological process: cellular response to unfolded protein; protein refolding. Gene Ontology annotation, cellular component: cytoplasm. Gene Ontology annotation, molecular function: ATP hydrolysis activity; ATP-dependent protein folding chaperone; misfolded protein binding.